Messenger RNA from Suillus fuscotomentosus, 1113 nucleotides. RefSeq names its product isoprenoid synthase domain-containing protein. The transcript is spliced from 5 exons. NCBI's taxonomy places the organism in Eukaryota, Fungi, Basidiomycota, Agaricomycetes, Boletales, Suillaceae. Bases 1 to 1113 code for a protein of 370 amino acids. The record is from RefSeq and is a predicted model, not a curated record.
AUGGCUUCUACCGCAACUUGCACCGUUACUCGUUCUGACUCCCAGCCCACAGAGUUCAUUUUACCUGACUUCUUCAGCGAUUGCCGCUACCCCAUGCGACUAAACCCUCACUGUGAUUCGGUAUCUCGCGCUACUGACCAAUGGCUUUGUAGCGAAGCCCGUCUAGUAGAACCUGAUGUUACUAAAUAUACUACGAUAUUGCGCCCAGGUUACUUCGCUUCAUCUUGUUACCCUGAUGCGGAUGCUUUCCAUAUCAAAGUCUGCGCGGACUUCCAUGGCUGGUCUGACGUCAAUGAUGCAUGGGGAGUACGCGACUGCUGCAUGUCUGCGUUCCGUGAUCCCGUCAACUUCCAGACGGAAAGAUAUAGUGGAAAGUUGUGCGAAUCAUUCUUCAGUCGCUUUAAGGAGACUGCCAGCCCUGGCUGCACAGAGCGCUUUAUCCAUGCAAUGGACUUGUGGUUUAUCGCUGCGGCCAAGGAGGUGGAGAACCGCGCCAAGGGACAUAUCAAUGAUGUUGAAUCUUACAUCGAAUUGAGGCGCGACUUGAGCAGCUGCAAGGCUUGCUUUGCCGUUGUCGAAUUCGUCUGUCAGAUUGAUCUUCCCGAAGAAGUAGUCUCGCAUCCAGUCAUCAUGGCGCUGGAGGAGGCAACCAAUGAUUUCGUUUCUUGGUCAAAUGAUAUUUAUUCCUAUAACAUGGAGCAAUCUUACCAUAGCACACAUGAUUUAAUUGCUGUGCUCAUGGUCAAACAAGGUCUCGACCUGCAAGGCGCUGUUGACCACUACGCCCAGCUAUGCAAUAUCUUCCUACGACGCUUCGAAGAAAACCCUGCUAUCCUCCCCUCGUGGGGAGAAGAAGUCGACAAGGAUGUGGCUAAGUACGUCGAAGGACUGCAGAACUGGAUUGUCGGUCCGCUGCAGUGGUCCUUCGAGUCCGCCCGCUAUUUCGGGAAGGAUGCGCAUAUCGUCAAGCAGAACAGAAUUGUCAAGCUGGUUCCCAAGGACCAUUUACUAGCCUGCCUAGCCAGACCAGAAUGGAAGGAAGAGUCUUGCUUCUAUAUAGAAUUGUACACUCACGAGUAUGUACAUAUGUACCAAUUUUUGUACAAGUCAUAG